Molecule: messenger RNA, 774 nt
Organism: Fusarium coffeatum
Lineage: Eukaryota; Fungi; Ascomycota; Sordariomycetes; Hypocreales; Nectriaceae
Exons: 1
Coding region: 1-774 (257 amino acids)
Source: RefSeq, a predicted model, not a curated record
AUGGACAAAUACAUUGAGCCCAUCGUGGAAUGGGUCGUGGCCGCGGUCAAGGCCCAACCUUAUGUCUGGUGUGCAGCUGCUCUCACCUUUCUCAUCGGCGUCCAAUUAGCCCUGGCAGCCAGCAUUGCCCAUGGCGAUGAAGCGACGGUUCGCAGACAGCUUACUUCUCUUCAACGUGUCGACAUUACUGGAGAUACCAAAACUGAAGGAAAGCGCCAAUUGAUGGCCGUCACUCCAGUUGCUGGAUGCGCCCCGGUCAAAAUUGACGCAGAUGCUCAUCCGGAUGGCCACAUGGCGUAUAACAAUAUCUACAUGCUCGGGCUGGAAUCUACAGACACAGAUGGUCAAGGCUACACAAUCUGGAAAUCCCUUACUCAACAAGACAAGUCCGACCUCUCAAAGAUGAAAACCGAAAUCUGGAUCCCCAAACCCAACGCCAACGAAACUGAUCCACUGGUCAAAUCUGGCGGCUGCAUCAUCAUGUCCUUCCCAGAUCCCAGCAUCCCAAGCUGGUUGAAUAUGAUUGGGGGCUACACUGCGACACCACAAGUUGCGGCUAUCUUACCUUUGAAGCUUUCGGAGGAGGAAAUUCAGGAGCAUAAGAUCAAGAUGAGGCCUUUUCGAAUUGAUGGAGAGGAUGGGAAAGGAUUGGAUUUGGAGAAGUUGCCGGCUGUUGAUGAUGUUAUGUCUAGACUGAGGCUGUUUUUGGGUGUCAAGGACGUGAAGGGUAGAAAGGGAAUUCCGCAGGGUCUCACGGUCGUCAAGCGCGGUUAG